Phragmites australis (common reed) is the source of this 3403-nucleotide messenger RNA. RefSeq names its product pentatricopeptide repeat-containing protein At1g02060, chloroplastic-like. The record is from RefSeq and is a predicted model, not a curated record. Lineage: Eukaryota; Viridiplantae; Streptophyta; Magnoliopsida; Poales; Poaceae. Gene Ontology annotation, molecular function: protein binding. The transcript has 2 exons. The coding region runs from base 17 to 1867 and encodes 616 amino acids.
UUUCCAUCUCAGUCAAAUGGGCACGGAGCCGGCGUCGGUGGCGGCGGCGAGGAAGCUGCAUCACCUCCUCCGCUCCCGCGACCUCCGCCCGGCGCUCUCCUACCUCCGCACCCUCCCCUCACCGUUCACCCUCCUCCCCAACCACGCCCUCAACGCCCUCCUCCGCGCGCUCGCCGCCGCUGGCCGCGUCCGCGCCGCCACCUCCCUCUUCCGCGCCAUUCCCGCCCCAACUCCGCAUUCCUUCAACUCCCUCCUCGCCGCCCUCCUCCGGCGCGGCCGCCGCCGGGCGGCAUCCGCGCUCCUCGCGGCGUUCCUCCGCUCCACCCACGCCUCCCCCGACGCCGCCACGCUCAACACCCUCCUCCACGGCCUCUCCGCCGCCUCCCCGCGCCCGUCCGCCCCCACGCUCCUCAAGAUCUUCCGCUUCUUGCCAGAGACCUACGCCUUCGCCCCCGACGCCAUUUCGUACAACUCCCUGCUCUCCGCCCUGUGCCGCGCGGGCGACCUGGCCACCGCGCGCAAGCUGUUCGACGGAAUGCGCGCGAACGAAGAAGGCAGGAAAGGUGACGCCUUUCCUAAUGUCGUCACCUACACAACCAUGAUCAAGGUGUACUGUACAAAGAGACUCGCUGACGAGGCACUCGCGGUCUUCAAGAUGAUGGUUGCGGAUGGCGUGGCGCCGAAUAGGAUCACCUACAACACGAUGGUGCAGGGCUUCUGUGAGGCCGGAAGGAUGGAGCUGGUGAAGGAGGUGUUCGAGAUGGACUCGUUUAAGCCAGACACAUGCACAUUCAACACGCUGAUGGCUGCACAUUGCAGGGAAGGGCGGAUCGAGGAUGCAAUGAAGGUGUUUGAUCAAAUGGUGGGGCUCCAUGUGAGACGUGACUCUGCAAGCUAUAGCAUGGUGAUCCGGGUGUUGUGCGAGUGUGGCCAUUUUCGUAGAGCUGAAGAGCUUGUAGAUGAGCUCUUGGAGAAGGAGGUGCUCAAGAAAAGAGGUGGUUGUGUACCACUCAUCGCGGCGUACAACCCAGUUUUUUUGUACUUUUGUGAGAAUGGGAAGGCAAAGAAGGCCAGGAUGCUGUUCGGGCAGCUGUUGGAUCAGAGGAGCAAGGCUGAUGCCCCAGCAUUCAAGACAUUGAUCCUAGGACAUUGCAAGGAGGGAGAUUUCGAAGAAGGGUACCAGCUGGUGCUCUCGAUGUUGAAGAGGGAUCUUGUGCCUGACAGUGAAUGCUAUAAUACUGUUAUAGAUGGUUUUCUGCAGAAGGGAAGGAUGAAAUUUGCUUGGGAAGCUCUGCACAGGAUGUUAAAUAGCGGUCUUCGGCCUAGCACAAGUACAUUCCACUCGGUUCUUUUGGGGCUUUUGAAGAAAGAUGGGUGUGCGAAAGAAGCUGCCGAUUUGAUCGAGAUAAUGCUGGAGAGGAAAAUCCGGCAGAAUGUUGAUCUUUCUACUAAUCUGAUUGACGUAUUGUUCAAAAAUGAUCUCAAUGAACGUGCAUACAAGAUUACUAAGUAUCUCUAUGAUAAUGGCUAUUACAUCAAGAUGGAAAAAAUAAUCGCAACACUUUGCGAGGAAAAUAAGUUCAUAGAUGCUGCAGAGUUUACUUUGUUUAGCUUGGAGAAGGGCCAUGAAUUGGGUGUGGCAGUUCACAGUCUAGUUCUGGAUGGCCUUUGCAUGGAUGGUAGAGCUUCAGAGGCAUUCAGGCUUUUCUAUGAGCUGAUUGAGAACGGAAGCACUUCUGCUGUGGCUGCACCUCGCAGUUUAGUCAUGCUUCAUCAUGCACUCGAGGAAGCUGGAAAGAUGAAAGAAGCUAAUUUUGUUGCAAAACAGAUGAGGCGUGCCACUGCCAGAAUUAGGCAAAGGAUCUAGGGACUUGCAUUGUUCCAAGGAACAUUGCAGACUGCAAUAUUUCAACGCAGUGUGGGCUUGAAGAGACAAAAGGUGAUGAAACAGGAUAUCAACUUCGUUGCAUAUUAAAUCAGUCUACACUUCAUCAAAGGAUCCAUAAUAUGGUUUGAAUUUCUUGAAUUUGCACUUCAUCAUCAGAUUGCAUGAGCUCAUCUGAUGGUCAGUCCUAAAGACAAACUGAACCCUGUAUUUCAUGAUACUGUGUUAUUAUGAUCUCACUAUUCUUGGAUUAAGGGAAGUGCAGGUGAGCAAUAGGCUGGUGCUUCUUCUCCAGGGACAUUGAAGAGAAGAGAUGUGAAUAUGGAAGCGUCUGAAAGAAACACCUAGCAAAUAGCCUAUGAGAUCUGGUGAUGUGUUAAUCCUUGUAGCUGCCGUAGAAUGCUAAGAACAAUACUGUCUGUCACGAUAUUUACGAAAAAAUGCAUCUGCUCUUCCCACCUACGGUGCUAUACCUGAAAGACUCAAAGCGCUUCAACUGCCAAACACCCUAUUUGUGUUUGGUAGGUGCCUGUGAAUGAUAGGCUAGCGUGAUACGCCUUGCAUCUCAUAGAAGAAGUCAUGUCUGGGACUCAGAAUUCCAGAAGGGGAGAGAGAGAGAGGUAGGGAGGGAGACCCUAGCCAAGUACACAAAGAGGAAUGGGAGCUGGUAGGGGAGCGGAGGUUGCAGAGAAUAGUGCUGUUCUUUGUAGGGAAGUGGGGAAAAGGGCAGUUUGGGGAGGGCCAUUCCACCAAACCGCGGGUGGUGAAAUGCGGGUCCAAACACUCAUUUUCCCCACUCUCUUAUAAAGAAGAACAUUUUUCUUCACAACCUCCGCUCCCUUCCUAACUCCCAUUCCACAUCCUCACCUAGGGUUUCUCCCUUUUUGAGGGAGAAGAGAGAGAGAGAGAUCCUAGCCAAGGACGUGAAGAGGAAUGUAAGCUGGUAGGGGAGUGAAGGUCGGGAGAAGAGUGUUCUUCUCUGUAUGGGAGUGGGGGAAAUGCAGUUUGGGGAGGGCCUAAUUACUCAGGGCUGGCCCCACCUUUCGCCUCCCCCGAUUUCGGUCAAACCAGCCCUAUCAGAGAGAGAGAUGGGCCUUCGAAACCCGGGGGGGGGAGGAGUAGGUCAGCCGUGAGUAGUUCGGCUGUCCCUAAACCAUCCUUUUUCCCACUCCUAAAGAGAUGAACACUCUUUUCACCAACUUCCGCUCCACUCCCAACCCACAUUCCUCUUUGUGCCCUCGCCUAGGGUUCUCGUUCUCAAAUCUGUCUAGAGAGAUUAUGAGUCGACUGGCAGUUGAGCGUCGGGCUUCAGAAAUCCAAGUGGCAAUUGAGCGUUGGGCUUCAGAAAUCCAAGCAUCAAUUUCUUUUGACAAUGCUGUCCCGUUGUUGUCUUCUAGUUUGCAGUAUGUGCUAUUAAUGAAGAGAUGUGGUGUCAUGGUGAAAUUGAAUAAAUGUUCGAAUCUUUUUUCCUGCUUUCAAAUUCCUGUUAUCCAUGGUUAAACAUGAGAAAUUGUUGUU